UACCUUUGCUCUGUGAUUUCCAUCUGGGAGUGUCAAGGUUAAUUGGGGGCAGUUGGUGAAAGCCAGGGCCGGGGCCCCUUUAGGAGAGAAGCUGAGGAGCUGGGGGAGCCUGCAGGGUGUCCCUCACCCAGAGAAGGAGUGUGGUGCUGUGAGCCUGCAGGUGAGGGCACAGGGGGAGCGUGGAGCAGGGCAGCAGGGAACGAUGGUGAGGCGCCUGGUCCUCCGCCUGCCUGCCCUCCCUGUCUGCCUCGCCGUGGUCCAGCUGCUCAGCCCCUGCUCAGCUCAGUUUGCUGUGGUUGGACCCCCCGAGCCCAUCGUGGCCAUCGAAGGUGAAGACGCUGAGCUGCCCUGUCACCUGUCCCCGGAGAUGAGCGCUGAGACCAUGGAGCUGAUGUGGGUGCGAUCCAGCCCCAGGCAGGUAGUGCACACGUACGCACACGGGCAGGAGGACACGCCGGCAGCAGAGUAUGGAGGGAGAACCUCGAUUUUAAGAGAGGACAUCACUGUGGGGAAGGCUGCUCUCCGGAUUCAGGACAUCAGAGCCUCUGACAGAGGAACCUACCUGUGUUACUUCCAAGAUGGAGAUUUCUUUGAAAAUGCCCAGGUGGAGCUGAAGGUUGCAGCGCUGGGCUCUGACCCCCACGUUGAAAUGAAGGGCUACGAGGCUGGAGGGAUCCGUGUGGAGUGCACGUCUGCCGGCUGGUACCCGCAGCCCCAGAUCCAGUGGAGAGACGCCAGGGGGCACAGCUUGUCUGCUGAGGGGGCCACAGCGGCUGCAGACUCCCAGGGCCUUUAUGCAGCCUCAGCCUCUGUGAUCCUGGAGGACAGCUCUGGGGAGGGGGUCUCCUGUGUCAUCAGAAACCCCCUGCUGGGCCAGGAGAGGUCAUCAUCCAGGGUUUCCAUUGCAGGCCCCUUCUUCCGGAACGCGCAGCCCUGGGUGGUGGCCCUGAGUGUGACCCUGCCGGCUCUGCUGGGGCUCCUGGCGGGGACGUGGUACUUCCUGUGGCGACAGCAGAAGAAGAUCCAGGCCCUGUCCCAGGAGAAGGAGAGGGAGCGAAGCUCCAAAGGUGAGGCCCCACUGCAGGUGGUCGACACCUCUCCACCACAGCUGCAGGACCAACUCAGGUGGACAAGGAUCCCGUACCUACCAGAAGGAGCGAAAACACUGCAGUAUCACUCGUGGAAGACAGCCCUCUUCCAGCCUGCGGAUGUGUUUCUGGACCCAGACACGGCGCACCCCACCCUCCUGGUUUCUGAAGACAAGAGGAGCCUGCAGCGGGUAGACACAUGGCAGAAGCUGCCAGAAAACCCCAAGAGAUUUGACUGGGAGAACUGUGUGCUGGGCUGUGGGAGCUUUAUAUCUGGGAAACACUUCUGGGAGGUGGAGGUGGGGAACAGAAAUGAUUGGCGUGUUGGGGUGUGCAGGGAGAGUGUGAGCAGAAAAGGUGGCGGUAAAAUGGUCCCUGAGAAUGGAUUCUGGACAGUGGGGCUGAAUCCUGGGAAGGGUUACCAGGCUCUCACGGACCCAGACACCACACUGACCAAUGUGAGCCCCCCUGAGAGGGUGGGGGUUUUCCUGGACUGUGAGCUGGGGCAGGUCUCGUUCUACAAUGCCCUCGACGGGUCUCACAUCUUCACCUUCCCGCACACCCGCUUCUCUGGGCCUCUGAGGCCUGUUUUCAGGGUUUUGACAAUUCAUCGCACUUGCUUGACCAUUUGCCCAGCACAGAAAGCAGGGAGGUCCCUUGUGCCUGACCCAGGGCCUGACCCUUCCCUGGAGACCCCAGUGUCCCUGGGCACAGCGGGUGGGAAUGGGGACCCUCAGGCUGAAGAAACGUCUCUGCUUCCUGCUGCCCAGCCUGGGGCUGAGGGCCCCCUGGACAGCAAACCUCUCAGCAAGAAAACAUUCACUGAAACCACACUGAGUGACGGACUUCACUAACAUUCAUUCAAUUUUUCCACAUGAGAGACAAGGAGA
Molecule: messenger RNA, 1978 nt
Organism: Phyllostomus discolor (pale spear-nosed bat)
Lineage: Eukaryota; Metazoa; Chordata; Mammalia; Chiroptera; Phyllostomidae
Product: butyrophilin subfamily 3 member A3-like
Exons: 12
Coding region: 203-1942 (579 amino acids)
Biological process (GO): T cell receptor signaling pathway; regulation of cytokine production
Cellular component (GO): external side of plasma membrane
Molecular function (GO): signaling receptor binding
Source: RefSeq, a predicted model, not a curated record